This is a messenger RNA of Zingiber officinale, 981 nucleotides long. Its product is annotated as anaphase-promoting complex subunit 8-like. Gene Ontology annotation, molecular function: protein binding. The record is from RefSeq and is a predicted model, not a curated record. NCBI's taxonomy places the organism in Eukaryota, Viridiplantae, Streptophyta, Magnoliopsida, Zingiberales, Zingiberaceae. Gene Ontology annotation, cellular component: anaphase-promoting complex. Bases 201 to 899 code for a protein of 232 amino acids. The transcript has 3 exons.
CUCGAGACAACAGCGCCCCACGACAACGCUUCCAACUUUGUGUGACAACAGCGUCCUCUCCGGCGCAGAUCCUGAGUUGAUUUCAGAGGAACAAGAACAAUCGGCGUCGACACCCGAACCAAAACCCCACCUCGCCGUCGUCUGCCGCAACAAAGCAAUCGGCGUCGACACUCCGAACGUCGGCGAAAUUUGAGAUCAGAAUGAGUUCCAAAGAGAGCUACCGAGUGGAGCUUCGAUCCGCCGCCUGCCAUCUCAAUGAUCGCGGCCUCUACUGUGCCACCAAAUGUAGGGCUUUGGAACUCCUCGUAGAUCUGGACGUUCUCCCUUCGACAUCCUCGUCAGUUGUCUCCGUCCGUGCCAGUGUUGGCCCCUCUACCUCCGCGGCCAACGGCUUCCGCUCCUUCUCCCACUUGCACCCCGAUGCCUCCUGUCGUCGUUGCGUCCGCUCUGACUCUUCAGCUCCCACGUCAGCCGAGGCCGCUGUCACGCCCCAAGCCGGUGUAUCUUAUGUCAGCACGCCUCUACCUGCCGAUGAUGGGUUCGACGGCGGAAGCAAUGAUCGCUACCUCCUGGCCAAGUCAUACUUUGACUGCCGCGAGUACUGGCGGGCCAUCUACGUUCUCGAAAAUCAAACUGGGAAGAAGCGUCCUCUUCGUGCAACAACAGUUGCAAUUUGUUCCUCAUGUUGUUUGAUGAAAUGCAUCCACCAUGGUACUCCCAAUAUUGAUCAUGAUGCAAAUCCUGAGUUGAUUUCAGAGUACGAAGUUUACGGCUGGCCAUCACUCGUAAUCUUCAAAAAUGGUCAAGAGGUUCCAGAAAGUAAAAGAGAGGGUGCAAUCACCAAAGUUAAGUUGAAAGAGUACUUGGACAAUUUUUUGGAAUCCACAUCUGUAGCCUAACCUCGUCUCAGCUCAUCUUGAUGUAGACUAUCGUUAAUUCAUGAUGCAUCAGAAUCUAUAUAUCUCUGUGUAUAAAAAUCGA